AUGGCAGGCAAGAAGAAAGAAGCCCAGUUACAGAUGCUGGUCAAUAAUGAAACUCUGUGGGAAGAAAUGCUGCAGAACAAAGGUCUAACAGUAAUCGAUGUGUAUCAAGCUUGGUGCGGACCUUGCAAAGCAGUGCAGGCUUUGUUCCAGAGGCUGAAAAAUGAUCUUUCAUCUGACGAGGAGCUUCUUCAUUUUGUUGUGGCAGAAGCAGACAAUCUGAUAAGCCUGCAGUCAUUCAGAGAUAAAUGUGAGCCUGUUUUCCUCUUUAGUCUUAAUGGCAGAAUCAUAUCGAUGGUUAAAGGUGCAAAUGCACCAUUGAUAAAUGCUAAAGUGAUUCAACUAGUUGAAGAUGAAAGGAAAAUUUUAGCAGGGGAAAUGUCCCGCCCAGUGCUUCCUGAAUUAGUACUAGUGGAUUCAGAUGAAGGCGAAGAUGUGGUUGAAACUCCAGAAGUACCUGUGGAGGAUAUAUACAAUGUAAUGAUAAUAAGACCAAGUGCUGUGGAAGAGGAAAGAGUAGAAGAAAUUAAAGAAAUGAUUGUGGAUUUUGGUGCUGUCAUAAUAGGAGAGGAGCAGAGAUUCUUAGAUGAUGAGCAGAUUAGAGAUUUUUAUGAUGAGGAUUCAAAUAAGUUUGAUUUUGAAGAAUUUGUCUCAUAUACAACAAACAACCCAAGCUAUAUUCUAGGCAUUUGCCUGGGACCACCAGUCAAAGAAAGUGAAGAUGAAAAAAAAAAGGAUCAGUCAGAGGAAAAAGAAAGUCAACCAGAGGAAAAAGAAGGUCAACCAGAAGAAAUAGAGGAUCAAGCAGAAGGAAAUGAGGAUCAAGCAGAAGAAGGAGAUCAAGCAGAAGAAGAAGGAGAUCAAUCAGAAGAACCGAAAGAGAAAGAAGAGAAGAAGCUGAAAAGCAUACGAGAACUAUUGAAAAGUCAAGGGCUGAUAGAAGUCUGUGAUCUCAUAGAUGAUGCACAAAAGGCAAGGAAGCAUCUCAUUCAAUUUUUUCCAUAUUUUGCUAAAGCAAAAAAUCUCCAGCCGUUGGUUGAAAGGACGUUGGCUGUAAUCAGACUUGAUCUCUUACAGGGAAGUAUCGAGUCUGUCCUAGAGCUCCUCCAGAAGGAAGGCUUUGUGGCAAAAAUGCAAAAACAGUUGAUCUUGACCGAGGAAGAUGCCAAAACGUUCUACAAACAACACAAGUAUUACGACCAUUUCCCAGCUCUGAUUGAACAUGUGAGCAGUGCUCCAAUUCUGGCACUUUGUUUAGAACGAAUAAAUGCUGUGUUCUACUGGCGAUAUAUACUGGGCCCAACGGCUACUGAUGAAAACCCUACCAGUUUGAGGGAUACUCUUGGCCCAGAAAAUUGUCGUUUCAACCAAAUUCAUGGAAAGGAUUCCCUACAGGACUUAAAUGAAGAAAUUCUCUUCUGCUUUCCUUAUGAACAUACUGUGGUAUUGAUCAGGCCUCAUGCCUUCCAAGAUCUGAGGGGGGGUAUCAUAAGAAAGAUUCAAGAAAAUGGGUUUGUAGUUUCCCACCUGAAGGAAAUCCAGCUAACUGCAGACAAGGUUGAGGAAAUUUAUAGGGCUCUUGAAGAGAGAGAUUUCUUCGAGGACUUACUGAUCCACAUGACUGAAGGUCCCUGCAUGGCCAUGAUCAUAGGUAAGGAGAAUGCAGUGCAGGACUGGAGAAAGUUAGCAGGCCCCACAGACCCAGAAGAAGCAAGAAAGGUUGCCCCUGAGUCUAUCCGGGCUCUCUUCGGGAAGGACAUCUUGGACAACGCGGUGCAUGCAUCAUCUACCAAAGAACAUGCCCUGAAGACCAUUGAACUGUUAUUUGGAGACAUUGAUCUGGACUCUGAGGAUCACGCGAUCUAAGAGCUCCCAGCAGAUGUUGCUCCAUUUCAUCCACAUGUGUUACAGAAAUGAAAUAUACAAGGCACCUUCCUCCUGC
Molecule: messenger RNA, 1939 nt
Organism: Vombatus ursinus (common wombat)
Lineage: Eukaryota; Metazoa; Chordata; Mammalia; Diprotodontia; Vombatidae
Gene: NME8
Product: NME/NM23 family member 8
Exons: 16
Coding region: 1-1863 (620 amino acids)
Biological process (GO): UTP biosynthetic process; GTP biosynthetic process; CTP biosynthetic process
Molecular function (GO): nucleoside diphosphate kinase activity
Source: RefSeq, a predicted model, not a curated record